ACUCAAGCCGGAAGUGUUUACAUCCUGUUAGCCUACAGAAAACAGCGUAGCUCCUCAACCUUUGUGGCUGCUUUUCCUCCAUGUCUGUCAUAACCAAACAGAAACUACAACGACCUGAGCUGGACACGCACACAGUGUAAAAACAAACCUUAUCAAACAUCUGCUUCAUGGACUCGUACAGGCUUUAUUGCCUCCGCUAACUCCGGUAGCUUGGCAUGGCUGCUAACCCUCCAGCGCCAGGCUUUCAGAACAAGACGCGGGUGGCCAUCCUGGCGGAGCUGGACAAGGAGAAGAGGCGGCUGCUGCAGAGCCAGUCCCUGAACAGCCCCGGAGCCAGCGUCCCUCUGUCGUCCAGACCCAGCCUGAAGGAGGCGAGGGACAGCGCGGAGCAGCAGCACAUCGCCGCCCAGCAGAAGGCCGCCCUGCAGCACGCCCACGUCCACUCGUCCGGCUUCUUCAUCACUCAGGACUCCUCGUUUGGGAACCUCAUCCUGCCGGUGCUCCCCCGGCUGGAGCCAGACUUUUGACUGUGAAGCUUGCAGCAGAUAGUGUCCGGUGACCCGGCCCGGGUGGACGACUCACAUGCGAAUGACACAUUUGGUUCUGUCUCUUUUUUGCGUUCUGUGUCCUGUAAUCGAUUUAUUGGUGAUGUUCGAGUCCAAGAGGUUCACUGACACAAUAAAAUAUGGUAUUUGAACGCAGUCAGUGUUUCUAUAGUAGCAGGGCUGUAGAUAGAGAAUCAGGGUCCCCAGAAAGUCCCCAUUGAACCAGGGUCCCCACUGUAAUGAAUGAUAUA
Molecule: messenger RNA, 796 nt
Organism: Morone saxatilis (striped sea-bass)
Lineage: Eukaryota; Metazoa; Chordata; Actinopteri; Moronidae
Product: SOSS complex subunit C-like
Exons: 1
Coding region: 216-527 (103 amino acids)
Biological process (GO): DNA repair
Cellular component (GO): SOSS complex; nucleoplasm; nucleus
Source: RefSeq, a predicted model, not a curated record